AUGGACAAGUGGGCGCCCAUGGCUCCUACAAAGCCUGGCGGGCCCAGCUCCGCCGGAGGCAUGUUCAGCUUCGGCGUCCUGAAACCAAACAAAGCCGGAGCUGCGACCAAUGCCGCCGCCCGGGCUCGAAGUGGACCGCGAGUAGGACGAUGGCCGGAAGACGUCUUAGUCAAGAUCGUCGGAUACCUGCCAGUGCAUGACAUUCCGAACUUUGCCCGUGCGAACAGGGCACUGGCGCGCAUCGCACGAACGGAAAGUACAUGGGAGCACCGAUGCCGAGUGCUCGGAAUCACCGAGGUCGACACAGAGCCUCCGGAAGGAGUGCCGAGUCCGAAAAAGCAGGUGACGCCGAGCCCGCAGUCCUCGAAGAUGGCGAGCAUCAACGGCAAGCUUAAUCAGGCGCAAGACGACGACGACUUCGGCGACUUCGGUGAUUUUGGCGAAGCCAACGAUGCCUUCGAGGAAGUCGACUUCGGGGAUUUUGCGACGCCCUCCAAGCCGGCAGUAUCAAAGGAGCAGAACCUCAUGGACUUUGACGCCGUUCCGCUACCGUCACGACCAACUGCUGGGACACGCACCCACGGGUUCUUUGCGGUAUCAGCGCCGCCGCCCGGACCAAGAACGAAGCCAGGAGAGUGGUACGAGACGUACAAGCGGAGGCACGUUCGACUGCUCCCGCAAUGCCUGCACCUUCGAAAUUCGCCCUCGCCGUCCACAGCGCUGUCGCUGCUGUUCGCCCCUGACCCGAAAACAGCACUGGUCCCGAGCUUGUCAGAACAAGGGGAUCUCCUGCUGGCACUGUUGAGGUUCCUCUCGCCCGAGAUCCAGCCAGUUAACGACUGGGGUUUCCUGAGGCAAUCGCUGUUAGCCGCGGCCGACAGGUUCGACUCAACAUGUCUCGUCGCGUUCGAGAUGGCGGACAGCAAGAAGGACAUAGAGGGGAUGCAGGCCGCCGCGGACGCGAGCUGGAAGGUCUGGCAAAGUGGCGGCGGACGGAGAGAGGAGUGGGAGUGUGGACGGGUCUGGAUUGAGAAGCGCAACGUCUUCUACGAGACCGGGAACAAGGUGCCUGAUCCGACAGGAACAGCGCUCGUGCGACAACUCGACUUCACGCCAAUGGACGCGUUCAUGGCCCAUGUUCUAGAGAGCUUCAAGCUCGACUGCGAGUUGGCGAUCAAGGUGUUUCCGCCGACAGCGGGCGUCGUGCUCACUCUCUGCGACCGCGUCGCUGCCGAUGUCAUCGGAGAAUACGUGCAAACGCUGCUCAGCCAAACUCGUGUCAUGUCGCAGGAACUCAGUCUGCAGGCGACUGCCGCCUCCUUCAUCCAGUCGUGGAAGCUCGUUGAUACCACCCUCGAACUUCUCGGCGACAAGAAGUCGGACGCAGAGCGGACAGCGAUCGAGAAGUCGGUAUAUGACAUGUUUGAGCCGCACAUGGACGAGUACCUUGAGGACGAGACCGAGUGGACGCAGAACGCGCUCAACGGCAUCUGCAACGCCUGGGACGCGCAGCUGGGUACCAAGACUGGAGCGAUCUCCGGGUCGGCCGAGUCACGGUUCGCUGCCGCCACAUCAGGACAACCGCAGUUCUUGACGUCCCAGAACCCGGACCAAGUCAAGCGCAACGUGCUCGCCGGCUUCAAGGAUGCGCUCCUGCUCCCCGUUACGAUCGUUCCGCGCACCGUCUCUUUCGGAGUCAACGCCAUCGUAGCAGGUGGAUCACAUGCCGUCGCGGGUCUCUCCAUGCUGAAUCCACAAAAGUGGACAGCCAGUACCUCCAGUACCAGUCAGACUAAGGGUACGACUGGGAAGAUGGUCAACGGAGAGGUCGUCUUCGACACGACAGGCGUCGACCGGCCUGACUGGGAGGACGACAAGGACAAGAUCGACAUAGUUACGGAGAAGGUUGAUGACCUCGAACUCAACGGCAACGAAAAGGGCGCUGACGAGGAAGACGAGGUCGACAAUCUCACCGUCCCCACCCCUGCUGCGGCUGCCUCUGGAGCCACGACUCCCGGUUCGACUGCAAGCGCUAACAACGCGAGCAACACCGACUUUGAGAGGCUGCAGCUGCUCGUCUCGCUCGACACGGCGCUCGAGCUGAUCCACGGUGAUCGUGAAAGUCUGAAGCGAACGGAGACGUUUGCCAAGUAUCCUGGCAAGUGCGGCACCAAGGUUGUCGAGACGGUCGAGGAGCUGUUCAUUCUGCUGCUUAAGGCUAUCGGUGAUCGGCACAUCGCACCAGGUUUCCGCAUCGCCACCAAGCAGAUGCUCACCUACAAGCCGGCCGAGCAUGACGAGACUGCGAGCGUUGCCCCGUUGCUGCAAUUCUUUGAGCUGGUGCACGUCGGAGACACGAUCCAGAGCAUGGUCCAGGUGUACUUUGACAAGGAGAUCGCGCAGUACGUUGACAAGACCGACUUCCUGAACCCCGUGAUGCGUGAGAAGAAGCGCUUUGAAGGAGUUCUGGAUGACGCCGUUGCUGCAGGCCUGAAUGCGGGCAUUGAGGUCGAGCACAUUGUCAUGACCAAAACCGGCCCUCGGGAGUACUACCCGGAGCCGGGUGUGCCCCUAGAGCUUGGGCCGACGCUAGGGUGCCGGGAGGCGAUCGCGUGCUUGGAGAUGCACUGCAACCUCCUGAAGGGCAGCACAUCGAAGGAGGUUCUCGAGGUGUUCUACCAGGAAGUCGGUAUCCGUCUGCAGGCAAUUCUGCAGCGCCACCUGAAGCGUCAGAUCAUCUCGCUCGAAGGUGGCUUCCAGAUCAUCGCGGACCUGAAUGCGUACCACGCAUUUGUCGCUAGCCUGAAGCAGCAGCGCAUCACUGAGGACUUUGCCAACCUCAAGAUGCUGGGACACGUGUUCAUCGUGUCUGAUGCAAAGGACCUGGCGCAGAUUGUGCGCGAUGUGACGCGCUACGGAGGCGAGUUCAGACCGGAAGACAUCUAUGAGUUCAUCCAGCGACGAGCCGAUUGGAAGAAGAUCGAGAAGACGGUCGACAAGGCGAUGUAUGCCCUGGACACCGGCAAACAAAGGGCGGCGCUGGGCGCUGUGGACUGUGGAUGGGCACGCUUACCGUUGGACCGUGGUUGUAUUCCUGGGUGGGAUGCCACCUUUGGGCCGGGCCGGUUCGACCGGACCGAGGGACCGCAACCCGUAUGGUGGGUAUGGUGCACCGAGCCGGGGCAGUUGCCUCAGCCGGGGCACAUGGGCGGCUGGGCGGGGCAGUUCCGAUCUCUCACCAUCCACUUUCUUGAUCCUCUUCAUCCACGGACAAGGUUCACUCCUGCUCUCCGCUCCAGCGGUACUCUCGCCAUGGACGUGAAGCCUUCCUCGGGGUCACCUCCCCGCGACGACGACGCAAAGAAGGACAAGGAGAAGGCAAGGCGCGGUUAUCGCGCAUGGGUGACAUCUCGGCGCCUUCCUCGCCGCCAUGCGCGCGAUGCCGCCGCGAGUCGCCGCAGGCGAGACGAGCAAGAGUCAUCCAGCUCUCAACCAGACACGAACGGCGCACCCAAGCUCCCCUCUGCGCCGUGGUACGACAACCGGGCUCCCUCCACCGACCCCUCGCCCACCACCGCUCGGCUACCCAGCCCGGGUCCGUCGUCGUUCUACCCCCGGCAACCAAGUUACGGGUACGACGUGCCGUCUGCAACCUCGAUCAGCUCGAGCAAGUCGCACGAAGCCGCGUCCCCUUCCUCCUCGCUAGACAAGCGUAGGAAACUGCACCGGCCUGACGCGAAUAGUAUUCUGCAGGCUGGCAUGCAGAACGAGGCGGACGCACUUCAUAUCCUCGCCAUCGCGGCCGGACGCCCGGCCACAGAUGACCGCAGGCGCCGGCCCACCUUUUCCAGCGGCACGGUGACUCCCGCGAGAAACCGUGAGCAGCCGGCGCGCAUCGAAGAUUUCGCACUCGUCAAGCUCGGCAUCGUCGACGGUGAGCAGCCCAUGGUUUCCGCAGAGAGGAUUCCCCAGUCGCGAGAGCAGCUGGCUCAGUUUGCCUGCAACGAGCGGUACCUCACCAGCGCCAUGGUGAUCAUUGCGUCGAGGCACGACAGCGGGCCGGGCAUGCGGCACAUCCACGACCGCGCGUGGAGCACGAUGCGGGGAUGGAUCAGCGAGGUCAUCUGUUUCGGUGCGCCGCCAACUGUUGGUCUCGUCGAGGCGCUGCUGUUGCUAGCCGAGAACCUCCCUCGCGAUCCGCCACCGGCUGAUGUCCCUGACCCAGUACACGCCCAGGGAUUCGGCGAGGAGGUGCACGGCGCUGAGAACCGUCAAGCGUGGAUGAUGAUCGGCAUGGCGAUUCGCAGUGCAUACUCUCUCGGUCUGGACAAGCUCGCCACGAAGAUCCUGCCCGAGGAAGAGCGGACGUACGAGGUCGAGCGGGCGAGACUGGUGUGGACAUACUGCUACCUAUUUGACCGGCACGUCUCCUUGCGUCUGGGCAAGGCAUUCUGGUCGCGCGGCCCGAACGUGUGCUUCCAGGGCUUCUCAGCGUCGGCGCAGACGGGUCCGACCGCUGCUCCAGGCAACUUCCCUUUCCUUCGCGAAAUUGCGCCAGAACGCGGCGACCUUGUGCAGGACGACCUGGCAUCGCUGGUACAGACGUAUCUCGAGUUGACGCAGCUGAUGAGCAACGCGCACGACGUUUUGUAUCCUAACGCGGGACGCACACGGUCGCUGAUCCUGCACGCCGAGUACUUCAAGUACAUUGACGAACUCGUGCGCAGCCUGGACGGAUUUAGGAUCCUGUGGCGUGACAAGAAGUGGAAGCUGUUCCCAUUGACCGACGCCGUGUGGGCCAUGUUUUACUACACGCAGCUGUACAUCUGCUCUUUCAGCUUCCACGCGCACGUCGAGCGCGCCGCCAUGCGUGCUGAGGAGGAGGCGCGGAAGAACCCCUCCGAUGUGCGUCCGCACCUCAGCCUGUUUCCGCGUGGUGCCGCCGCUUCCCCAGAUGCGCGCUACAUCUUCCAGUCGAUCGACGCCGCGCGCCAGCUCCUGCAUAUCUGUGUCGAUAGCCUUGCUCCAGGUGGCGCGCUGCCAUAUUUGCCCAACCGCUUCUUGCUGUGGUUCACGUACGCCGCAAUUUUGCUCCUCAAGGCAAUGUACAGCGGCGCAAUGCUCCGUGCCGACCAUCCCGGAGCGCACCGGCUCAUCGAGCGCCUAAUAACUGCCUUCGAGGACGCUUCGCCGGACGACGACCACCCCGCAGUCCGAUACGGCAGGCAGCUGCAGGGCCUCUGCAACAUUCUGGCAGGUAUGGCAACAGCAGCGAACAGUCCCAGCGGAGGACCGCCCGGACAGCCCGCUGGACCGUCAACCUUCCCCUCAGCCGAGGACUCGAACCAGGCUCCUUGGGGCGACGGAGGGGAGUACUUCCCGCCGGCGGGCGAGGCUGCAGCUGCCGAUGCAGCCAGGGAUAUUCAGAACAAUCUGGGGUUUGCGACGUUGGAUGACUGGUUCAAGUUUGGAGGAAGCUGUGCGCAGGAGCAGCAUCCCGUCGAGGCACUUGAUCUGGCUGACUUCUGGAUGAAGGUCGGGCCGACAGAGGCGCAAGGAGGAUUCCCAUUCCGACUAAAAAAGGCGAGGAUCGUGUCGAAGAACGAGAAACCCUGCCUGCCCUGA
Messenger RNA from Trichosporon asahii var. asahii CBS 2479, 5625 nucleotides. Its product is annotated as f-box protein pof6. Bases 1 to 5625 code for a protein of 1874 amino acids. The transcript has 13 exons. The record is from RefSeq and is a predicted model, not a curated record. Gene Ontology annotation, molecular function: protein binding; DNA binding; DNA-binding transcription factor activity, RNA polymerase II-specific. Gene Ontology annotation, cellular component: nucleus. Gene Ontology annotation, biological process: DNA-templated transcription. NCBI's taxonomy places the organism in Eukaryota, Fungi, Basidiomycota, Tremellomycetes, Trichosporonales, Trichosporonaceae.